Messenger RNA from Pseudogymnoascus verrucosus, 1609 nucleotides. RefSeq lists its product as uncharacterized. Bases 34 to 1530 code for a protein of 498 amino acids. The record is from RefSeq and is a predicted model, not a curated record. Lineage: Eukaryota; Fungi; Ascomycota; Leotiomycetes; Thelebolales; Thelebolaceae. The transcript has a single exon.
ACCAAAACUUUCGAGGUGCAACACGCCAGACAGAUGUCUACGAAAGAAGACAGGAGACGCGUUGGCCUCUACCCGGAUAACAGAGUUGCCCCUCUCCUGAAGACAGUGGGGGGGAGAUCGACGGCAAGGAAUGCGACUCAAAAAGCCACCACCACUUCAGCACGAGCAGCCACCGCCGGCAGCGAUUCGAAAAGGCGAAAGACACUGCAACCAGUCGAUGAUUCAGAUUCCGACGACUCGAACAAUGGAGAUAUACGAUCCCAAUUCGAUCGGGGAAGGCACAAAUCCGAAAACAGUACGCUGAACACCAGAACUGAGGCCGAACCGGCGUAUAUCCCAGGGUCAUACAAGGGAACCGCUUUCCGGGGAACCACAAGGAAGAUUGGACAAGCCCGUGGCUCUAGGGAAGGGCCAGAAACGCAACGCCCAAAGAAGAGCAGCUCCAAACCGACGCCAGAGUUGAAGCCUAAAUUCAAAACGUACGCGCCGAUCGCCGCAAACCCUCCCCCGAAAAAGCCCGCAUUCAACGAUUAUGGAGCUGGAAAGAAGCCAACUCCUCCAUCGCCAGUGCAGAAGCCCACCUUUAAAACGUAUGCACCGAGCACCGCCAUCGAGAGCCUCCCAAAGCCAGCAUUCAAAGACUACGGCCUUCGUGUGAAGCCAGGGAAGCCAGAGAAACCAAGGAAGCCAGAAAAGCCACAGAAGCCUAAGAAGCCAGAGAAGCCAGAGAAGCCAGUCUUCAAUACCUACGGAGGAGCUUUGAAACCCCAUUCCCGUGAUUCCGACUCCGACGAACAAAUAUUUUUAUCCUCCCAACUCCGCGAUUUACUAGACGCCGACGAAGUAACGCCACCACCCACACACAACCCUGACGAGACAAAAUGCCCCAUGUGCGGCACCUACGUCCCGCUCUCCCUUCUCCUCGACUUCGCCGCCAGUUUUCCCUCCGUAGACCCCUUUGCCAUGCGCAUCCAAGUCCAAUCCCGCUUCUGCAGCCAUCACCGCCGACACACUGCAGCCUCUUCGGCCAACUACCCACCUAUUGCUUGGACCGAACUUCCCUCGCGCGUUCGUGCCCACCUCCCAUCCAUCCGCGUCUUCCUCGACAACCCAGAUUCAACCCCAUCACAUUACAGAGACCUCCUUGCAGAGGAUAUUGCGACCGGUCGCAACCGCACGCUCAUGCAGAGCAUCAUGUCGGGCGCGGGUGGGAGGGUACGAGUGCCCGGGUAUUAUGGCCCUCGUGGUGCCCGGGUGAUACAAGAGGAGAUCCUUGACGUCUUAUCCGGCGAACUGAGGGAAGCGGCCGUACGAGAUGUAGUCGUCAGUGCGAGAGGAGUGGGAGUGUAUGUUACUUCUGUGCUGGUUUUGGAGAUUGGACUUUUACUUGUAAUGGAUGAUUUGGGGGUGGGAAAGGAAGAUGCAAGAGGGGUUAUUGAAAAGAGUGCGGCAUGGGGGACGCUCGUCAACGAGGAGCUUGACGAGGAGGUGCCGGAGGAUGCAGAAGAGAGUGAUGAGUUUGAAAUGUAACCAUAUGACUAGAUGAUAUCAUAGAAUUAGAGCUUCUGCGGAGCUUUUGCUUGGCAAAUAUAGCAGUGCUCGCUGUCAG